Messenger RNA from Wyeomyia smithii (pitcher-plant mosquito), 577 nucleotides. RefSeq lists its product as uncharacterized. The coding region runs from base 126 to 527 and encodes 133 amino acids. The transcript has 2 exons. The record is from RefSeq and is a predicted model, not a curated record. Lineage: Eukaryota; Metazoa; Arthropoda; Insecta; Diptera; Culicidae.
UCUCAUCCAGAAACAUGUUUUGAAAUUAAUUUUCACUGACCGGGAAGAUCGUCUUUUGGGCGUUGUUUGUCAUACAGUAAAAAACUGCAGCCUGAACUGGAUCACUUAGGACGGAAGUGGCCAGAAUGAACAAGUGCCGCGUUGAUAGUUCCAACAUUAGAAGUGUCAAAUGGUUGUGUUUUGCAGUGGCUAUACUUUGCGUUGUCAAACCGUCUCAUCAGUGGGGUUUAUGGUUUGGCGGAGGAGCCUCCGGUGAGUUGAGCUACUUUGCCGGAUCGAUCGGUCCAGGAGAUAUUCUCUGCGCUAAGAUGCUGGUUGGUCGGGGGACUAAACUUCCGGUGGAUAUCCCGUUUUCGAUCUCGAUUCCGAUUCGUGCCUACAAUGCGGAAGCAGUCGAGUACAGCAGGUACGGCUUUCAGCUGGGUGUCAGAUCUGGAGCUCUCAACAGUAAUUCAAUAACGUUGUUCAUAGCUGGACCGAGAACAUUGCCGUACUACGUUAUGGUAGAUUUCUACUGUACACCCUAAUUAUACUGUAAAAAACUGACCUGAUAUGAAUAAAGUUAUUAAUAGUGACC